AUGCGCCCUAGAAUUUUUGGGGUCACAAUAGGCUUGAAGCGGCUGAGGGCUUGUGGCCGGAAAAACCCGUGUCUUGGAACAUGGCCACUGUCGCACACGAAGCAGGCGCGCCUAUCUUGUCUAAGGGCUGCAGCCGGAGUGUGCCUGCCUGCUGUGAAUGGCCUGAUGCUCGCCGGAAUUUGGUGCAUCUCGGGUGCCCUCGAAUAUCCUUGCCUGAAAUCGUGGUUUCUAGUGCUCGUGGAUCGCCGUCUCGCACGAAUUUCUCGUUGCCGGAAAAUUGGUGGCCUCCUUCUUGCCGAGGAAGAUGACGGGUUUUUGGGAACUUUCUGA
This is a messenger RNA of Striga asiatica, 330 nucleotides long. The record is from the annotation of a GenBank genome assembly. Lineage: Eukaryota; Viridiplantae; Streptophyta; Magnoliopsida; Lamiales; Orobanchaceae.